Molecule: messenger RNA, 1122 nt
Organism: Trichophyton benhamiae CBS 112371
Lineage: Eukaryota; Fungi; Ascomycota; Eurotiomycetes; Onygenales; Arthrodermataceae
Exons: 1
Coding region: 1-1122 (373 amino acids)
Biological process (GO): regulation of DNA-templated transcription
Molecular function (GO): DNA-binding transcription factor activity
Source: RefSeq, a predicted model, not a curated record
AUGUUAACCCCAAAGUCACCCGCUGUUCGCGCUGCAAGCUUAGGAAGCGGGCGAUAUCCUCCUGUUCCAGGUACCAUCAAUGCAAUGCAAUCGCCAUUUUUACAGUCCCCCCCGCCUCCGAGAUUUGCAGAGGGCGCCCCCAGGUUGAAUGUUGACUCUGCUUCCUCCACGGUUCCCAGUAGAUUAACUCAGCCUCGCCGUACAACUCACGCUGCAAAUAUUUUCUAUGAUCAGCGACCGCCGAAUAACCCCCAGUCUCAAGAGACAAGCCCACGCACUCCUCAAUCAUCAUAUAGUUCAUUCAGCCAGGCAUCACCUGCUCCAGUUCCGCCGGCUCACAUUCAGCAACAGCAUCAGCAUCCUGCUCCCAUAUCAAAUCCAGCUAUGUCUGGGUCAUCCAGGAGUGCCAUAGCUCAGUCACUUUUUGGGGACCGUACGGGGGAUCCCGCAAACGUGCCUCCUUGGUCCAUACCCCUCGUUCUCGACACAGAUUCCGGAUCAAUCAAAGCCAAGAUAAAACGUGAAAAGAAUAGCAGUGCUUCCAAAAGGUUUAGACAAAGGAAGAAGGCCGUGGAGGAAGAACAAAUGCAGACCAUUAGAAGACAAGAGGAGGAAAUCAGGAGUCUUACUGAAGAAAGAGAUUUCUAUCUUAGAGAGCGAAAUUUUUUCCGGGAUAUGUAUUCAAGGACCCCUGGUGCCCAAAUACCCCAACGGCCACCGUCGCCUCGGACUUUUAAAUCUCGGGCCACUUCUCUUGCCUCAGAUGAAGGGGAGCGCACUUCGGUUGACCCAGACGACAGAGGGAGAGGCACAGGGGGGCGCAAUGUUAGGCAGAGAACCGGGGCCGGGCCAAUCCAUCUACCAUACCCGGGAUCUCAGACUCCUAGUCCAUUCGUCCCUACUUCAACAAUAUCCCCUUCUACUCAAACACCGCCUGCUCCAUCCUAUCCACUGUCAUACCCAUCGACCUGGCGUGCGCCUUCUGUGAAUACCACUUCCCAACCCGGAGACAUAACUUCAACCACAUCACCGGCAGCUCAAACCAGUCCACAUGAGAGCCAACAACAACAGCAAGGUCCACCGUUUCCACACCCUCAGCAACAACACCAACAUGAACAGUGA